UGAAUUGACUGUCAAUUCAUUAGUUUUAUUGAUUUAUUAGUUAUUGUUUGUCGACAACACUUCCUGUGGUAACCCAUUGAUUGUCACCAUUCAUUUGGUCCCAUAUAUUAUCAUCAAAACAUUUUAGUUAUUUGUUUUAGACAUCACUUUUGAUUUUGGAAAUUGUUUUUUGAGGAUCAAUUGCGGUGAUGAAUGAAGAAGAAAUAAUAGAAGACAAGAGAGUCAAUCAUAAGUUUACACUUCAGGAGAGGAUUGAAUUAAUCAAAAUCUUUUACAGCGGAAAAAGUCUCAAACAAACGGUUCGGGUGUUCGCCGAAAGACAUCCUGACUGUCCUCAUAUGCCCACCAGUUCGGGCAUUACUCGAUUGGUCAGAAAGUUUGAGACAACCGGUUCAGUACUCGACAAACGUAUACCGGGCCGACCAAAGACCAGUCGCGGUGUUCAGCUGGGAGUACAACAGCCCGAACUUGUGGCCUGUGCGUGGCCAGGAUGUAGUUAUAUGAGCAAUAAAAAGUGUUUGGCCAGACAUAAGUUGGUCCAUAAGACAGAACGCGACUAUUUGUGUCCGUGGGUCGGAUGUGACAAAGGAUUUAAGUCCAGUUUGAGUCUUAAAAAUCAUUUGCGUAUUCAUAACGAAGACAAGAGGUAUGCCUGCAAUUGGCCGGGUUGUCAAUACCGAUGUGUCGAUUCCGGUAACAUUAGAAAACAUAAGAAAAUACAUGAGAAACAGUUUCGCGGUCUUCUCAAGACAUCUGAUGUCCAAAACAAGACACAAAUGAAGAACAUUAAAACUGAUUUGCUAUCAGAUAAUGAUUACACUAGUAUUACAUUUGAAUGACUU
Molecule: messenger RNA, 842 nt
Organism: Oppia nitens
Lineage: Eukaryota; Metazoa; Arthropoda; Arachnida; Sarcoptiformes; Oppiidae
Product: zinc finger protein ZIC 5-like
Exons: 2
Coding region: 189-839 (216 amino acids)
Biological process (GO): regulation of transcription by RNA polymerase II
Cellular component (GO): nucleus
Molecular function (GO): DNA-binding transcription factor activity, RNA polymerase II-specific; RNA polymerase II cis-regulatory region sequence-specific DNA binding
Source: RefSeq, a predicted model, not a curated record